AUGUCUGAUCAAAACCCUGAUUCAAACGAAUUCAGUAAGUUGAGAAAUACCUAUAAAUACUAUAUCAAUAUGUAUUUUUCGUUGUAUCAGCUAAAAACGGAAGACGAAGAAGAAAUAAAUUCGAUUUACCAACAAAUCAAAACAGAAUUAAUUGAAUCAAAUAAACAUGUACCAAGAAACAUUCUACGAGAUAUUUUAAAUAUCCUUCCAUAUAAUAAUCGUGGUGCAACGGCAUACGUGAAACUUGCCAAACUAAUUUCUGAUGAAUAUCAAAUCACAGAGGUCAAAUACACUCCAAUUGUUUCUAAUUAUCUAUUUUACAAAGCGUAUGGAAUUAAAUUAGAUUUGCAAAAUGGUUUCACAGAUAUUAGAUAUGAAAAUAUCGAAAUUCUUACAGAAAAUACAAUUUACAGAGCAAUUAUGAAUAAUGACUUAGAAAGAUUCAUCGCAUUCACGGAAAGAGAUGAUUUUGAUAAAGAUCAAAAACUUAAAAGCAGUUUAUAUCCAGCUUCUUUCGGUGAAUAUUCAUUAAUUGAAUUGUGUUGUUACCAUGGAGCAGUUGAUUGUUUUAAGUUCUUAAGAACUAAAUUUAACUCAGAAAUAACUUUUAGAUGCCUUUCAUUAUCAUUUUUAGGCAGAAAUCCAGACAUCAUGAGUGAAUGUUUGAAAUAUCAAACACCAACCGAAACUUGCAUGGAAUAUGCAAUUAUUUCCCACAAUAUUGAUUUUGUUACUUUCUUGAAGAAUGAGCACAAUUUCGAGAUUGAUUUAUAUAGGUGUGCACAAUAUAAUAAUCUCGAAUCAUUUUUAGUUUAUUUCGAUCAAACAAAUGAUAUUAAGAAUUGCUUCUUUUAUUCAGCGAGUUUUGAUAUUUCAUCACUUUGCGAAUAUUUCAUUUCACGUGGUUCAGAUAUCAAUGAAACAGAUAAAGACGGAAAAACCGCCCUCCACUACGCAGCAAGAUAUAAUAGCAAAGAAACUGCCGAAUUUCUACUUUCACAUGGUAUAAAUGUAGACAAAAAAAUUACCACGGAGAUACAGCUCUUUAUAGUGCAGCAUAUUAUAAUAGCAAAGAAACGGCUGAGGUACUUAUUCAACAUGGUGCAAAUGUAA
Molecule: messenger RNA, 1113 nt
Organism: Trichomonas vaginalis G3
Lineage: Eukaryota; Parabasalia; Trichomonadida; Trichomonadidae
Product: protein of unknown function (DUF3447)
Exons: 1
Coding region: 1-1113 (370 amino acids)
Molecular function (GO): protein binding
Source: RefSeq, a predicted model, not a curated record